This is a messenger RNA of Plasmodium knowlesi strain H, 522 nucleotides long. RefSeq lists its product as uncharacterized. Gene Ontology annotation, molecular function: actin binding. The transcript has 4 exons. Gene Ontology annotation, biological process: actin cytoskeleton organization. Bases 1 to 522 code for a protein of 173 amino acids. The record is from RefSeq and is a predicted model, not a curated record. NCBI's taxonomy places the organism in Eukaryota, Apicomplexa, Aconoidasida, Haemosporida, Plasmodiidae.
AUGGCGGAAGAAGAAUACUCAUGGGACAGCUAUUUGAACGACCGACUGUUGGCCACGAACCAGGUGUCGGCCGCGGGGUUGGCAUCGGAGGAAGAUGGAGUUGUGUACGCCUGCGUGGCUCAAGCAGAUGAGAACGACACCGAGUUUGACAAGUGGACCCUGUUUUACAAGGAGGACUACGAAAUUGAGGUGGAGGACGAGAAUGGAAACAAAAGCAAAAAAACUAUUAACGAAGGACAAACGCUGCUGACCGUGUUCAAGGAGGGCUACGCACCCGACGGAGUGUGGCUAGGAGGAACGAAGUACCAAUUCAUAAACAUCGAGAGGGACCUGGAAUUCGAAGGCUACACGUUCGAUGUGGCGACAUGCGCCAAGUUGAAAGGCGGGCUCCACCUGAUCAAAGUCCCCGGAGGAAAUAUCCUCGUUGUUCUUUACGAUGAGGAGAAGGAGCAUGACCGAGGAAACUCCAAAGUUGCCGCCCUGACGUUUUCAAAGGAGCUGGCGGAGAGUGGCGGUCAGUAA